CAUCUCCCAACACUGUCACUCUCUCAUCCCUCUCCCAUCUGUCCCCCCCUCUGCAACUCUCCUUCUCCCUCUCGGUAAAACCGAGAACCACCACCCAGACUCACCCAAAAAUAACAUCCUUGGAGCUUUUGUACUGUUUCCAGUUUUUUUACUGAUUUCCGAGAAACGCAGUCUGCGAUGCCUAUUCCAUCCUGAUCUGAAGAAGAUUUCUCAAGCAACUGUAAUUUCAUGGUAACCGUCUCAGUUUUUUGGUUUGAACGCUAGAACCAGUGAUCUUAGAAAAGGGACCUGGUAAGCCAACAGUUUUCAACUGCAUAAGUCAUUUUUCCAACUUUCAAUAAAAUGAAAACAGCUUCAUACGAGAAGAAACGAGGAACAAAGUGAAGAAACAAACUCAUUUGAUUAAGGAAGUUAAACUCUACUCAUUGUUUCUUAUUUUAGAUAGGGUUGUAAUUGGAUUUCCACAUAUAUACAAGUAGUAUGGCUUAUCAUGUAUAUUUAAAACUUGCAACAUAUUUUAUAUAGUUUUAAAACCCGUAGCAUCGCGUGGGCACUCUUGCUAGUCGUCUUACGAAAACACAAUCUUGACAGAAUCACAUGUAUCACAUGAAAAGGGAAAAGGUCUAUGCAUGCUUUUAGCUUUAUCAAAACCAAUAGAAUCCUCACCGGAUUCUUUUGUUGAAGAUCCAAAAGAUUUAUAAAUUGUGUCUGUUCAUCGUACAUUGUACAGUUAGUUUUUGUCAAGUACUCUUUCUAGCCGCAUGAUGUACGAUGAACGGACAUAAUUGAUAGAUCCUAGAAUCCUCACAAAAAGGAUCGACGAGGAUCCAGAUUCUCGAAAGGGUUAUAGUACUUUUCCGUGAUAUGGAUAAUGUAAGGAAGACUAAAUUUGCAAAUUAAAUUAUGUGUCACCAAUAGAAAUGAGUACGUUUAUCAACGCUUAAGCAAUAAACUAAUUAUCAACUUCCAUAUCUUUUAGUUUUCAAAAUUUAUUUUACAAAUUGAGUCUCCCUAGCAUUUUUCCCGUGAUAUUAUCUCAUACGGUAAAGCUUGGAAAACUAAGUUUGUAAACAAAAUUUUGUAAACUAAAUGAUAAUGAAAAUUGAUGAUUAGAUUGUUAUUAAGUGUUAAUAAACGUGUUCAUUCCUAUUUAUGGCACAUCAUUUAGUUUGCAAAUUUUAUUUACAAAUUUUAUCUUCCUAGCAUUACCCUAUUUCAUAUCCAAAGGUCUGAAAACUAAGUGUUUUUCCUCGAUCAAUCUGGGUACUUUUUGCAUCUUCCUAAGCUGAUCCUGAGAUUGUAUUAAAUGUGGAUCGCAUUGGCGUUGCGGAUAACAAAGGCAACCCCAUCAAUGGUGACAAGCUGAUUGCUUUGAUUUCUGCUAUUGUACUGAGGGAACACCCCGGAACCACCAUAGUGACCGAUGCGCGCACAAGUAUGGUGCUUACAUGAUUCAUCACGAAUCGAGGGGGUCACCAUUGCUUAUAACGUCUUGGUUAUCGAAAAGUGAUUGAUAAGGGAGGGCAGCUUAAUAAGGCAUGCAUUGAAACUCAUCUCAUGAUGGAAACAUCUGGACAUGGUGCUCUUUAAGAGAACCGUUUCCUUGAUGAUGGGGCUUACGUGGUGGUAAAGAUGAACAUCGAAAUGGUACGCAUGAAGCUUGCAGGAUGGGACAAAGGGGUUGGAAGCAUCAUAAAUUUCAUGGAACUUGGCAGCAGAAGCCUUGAUUUCAACAUUGGUCUCCUCCUUACCAAAAUCGCUAGACAUUUUCACCAAAAAAGGGUAUUUUCCAAAUAUUAUAGGAGGAAGUGGAGAGUUAUUUAGCCUAUAUAUAGAGUACUUCUUAUUUGAAUAAAACUGAUUGGAACCUUGCACUUAUAUAGACGGAGAAGGGGACUGCAUUAUAACAACAAAUAAAACACAAGUGGACCUAGACUGUCUACCCUCCUCAUCUCAUACCCUUCUCAUCCCCAUCUGUAAUAUGUGGUCAUGGUUAAGCCACGUCAACAUUUUAUAUUGAUUUUUUUUUUAUAGAAAUAAUAAGACAAAAAGUAAUAAAAAUAUAAAAUGUUGACGUGGCUUAACCAUGACCACAGAAAUAUGAGGAGAUGGAAAGGGUAUGAGAUGGGGAGGGUAGACAAUCCAAAUCCUUUCUUACUUGCUACAGACAUGUCCAAUGAAUCCUUUUAUUACCUGCUAUAUUUUAAAUUAAUAACAUAAUUACUUGGAGGCAAUUAUUUCAGCUCACUUAUUAAACAUGUGUUUUAUUUGUUGCUAUAAUGCAGUCACUUUCUCCGUCUAUAUAAGUGCAAGGUUUCAGUCAGUUUUAUUCAAAUAAGAAGUACUCUAUAUAUAGGCUAAAUAACUCUACACUUCCUCCUAUAAUAUUUGGAAAAUACCCUUUUUUGGUGAAAAUGUCUAGCGAUUGUGGUAAGCUGGAGACCGCUGUUGAAAUCAAGGCUUCUGCUGCCAAGUUCCAUGAAAUGUUCACUACCACACCACAUCUCCAAUGCCAGCAAUAGAAUCAUUCAGGGCUGUGACCUACAUGAAGGUGAUUGGGGAACCGUUGGAUCUGUGGUCUACUGGAAUUAGUUCCAUGAGAGGAAGAAGAAGAGGAGGGUUGAGAGGGAGAGGAGCUUAAUGACAGCCAUUGGAGAGGAGCUUGAGCAAUGCUGCUUCCUCAUCGUUUGUUUCUGGUUCAGCAGCUGCAGAUCCUUGCCGACGAUGACGGAUCUGCGGUCACAUUUGAGGGCGAGCUUGGUGACGGCGUCGAAGCGGGAGAAGAGGGAAGGGAUGAUGGGUUUUGGCCGUGCGGUGGGUUUUGGUCGGCGAUCGAAAUGGAGCCUGGCCCGGAUCUGUACGGGUCAAAAUGGAGUAGGAAUGCUUCCAAAAAAUAGUGUGAAUACAAUUAUGAUGGAGAAUUGGAUGGCCCUAGAAAGAGACAGAAGGAGGAAACUCCUUCACAAAUACGUUGAUGCCUGCUCAUCUGCCAAGGUUAAGACGGAGAUUAUGCUUAUUGAGAGUGAUACAGUUGCCAAGGCAAUCCUAGAACUUAUUCCUACUCAAAACAUAAGAAACCUAGUAGUUGGAACCACCAAAUCAAGUCUGAGGAAAUUGAGGUUCAAGAAAGGGAGUGGAAUAGCAAGUCAGAUCCUACAAAAUGCGCCUGAAACAAGCUGCAAUAUUAAGAUCAUAUGCAAGGGAAAGGAAGUGAUUGAUGACACUAUGUUUACUGGCUCGACUUCCUCACGUAGUAGUAACGCGAACUCCUUGUCCACGCAAGAUGAAGACGAUCAUCAAGAACAACGAAUCUCAACAGAUUAUAAUAAACAUGAGUACUCGCGUCCUGAAGCGAAAUCUCCAUCAUCUUUAAAUGGAUACAAGCAAAUGUGGUGGGGGAAACCAAAAUCUUCACAAAUAACAGCUUGAUUUUGUUGUGUGAUGAUUUUGGCAUGAUGAGAUUGGCAUGUAUAUUGUCUGUGAAUGGCAGGCAUUGUAAGUUGCACAUUUAUACAUUACACAUAAGUUUUGUAACCUAAUUCAUCUACUUUUACACCUAGCUAGCUACUUCAUCAUA
This is a messenger RNA of Pyrus x bretschneideri (Chinese white pear), 3577 nucleotides long. RefSeq names its product U-box domain-containing protein 37-like. The record is from RefSeq and is a predicted model, not a curated record. The coding region runs from base 2641 to 3429 and encodes 262 amino acids. The transcript is spliced from 8 exons. NCBI's taxonomy places the organism in Eukaryota, Viridiplantae, Streptophyta, Magnoliopsida, Rosales, Rosaceae.